Melanotaenia boesemani (Boeseman's rainbowfish) is the source of this 1481-nucleotide messenger RNA. It is a transcript of the gene tspan6, whose product is annotated as tetraspanin 7. Bases 136 to 885 code for a protein of 249 amino acids. Gene Ontology annotation, cellular component: membrane. The transcript is spliced from 8 exons. Lineage: Eukaryota; Metazoa; Chordata; Actinopteri; Atheriniformes; Melanotaeniidae. The record is from RefSeq and is a predicted model, not a curated record.
AGUGAUUCAGUGUAAGUGACGACACUUCCCCUUCUUCCCUUGGCUUCACCCUGAAGUUUUUUUCCCCCAUAUCUGUGUUGAGACACCAAGCCGGGAACUUUUUUUUUCUUUUCAGUUCUAAAAUAAAACUCCAACAUGUCGCCGCCGUCUCGACGGCUUCAAACGAAGCCGGUGAUUACCUGCCUGAAGACUUUCCUCAUCUCCUACAGCCUCAUUUUCUGGUUCACAGGCGUGAUCCUGUUGGCCGUCGGGGUGUGGGGGAAGGUCAGCCUGGAGGCCUAUCUCUCUCUGGCUUCUAAGGAGAGCACCAAUGCACCAUAUGUCCUCAUUGGGACUGGAGCCAUCAUCGUUAUUUUUGGGCUGUUUGGCUGCUUUGCUACAUGCCGCGGCAGCCCAUGGAUGCUCAAACUGUAUGCCAUGUUUCUGACCCUGGUGUUCUUGGCUGAGCUUGUGGCUGGAGUCUCAGGCUUCAUCUUCAGGCAUGAGAUCAAGGCUAAAAUGGGCACCGCGUUUCAGAAUGCACUGACGUACUACAAUAGCACCGAUAGCAUAAGCGCUGCAGUCGACACCAUCCAGAGAACUUUGCAUUGCUGCGGAGUGAAAAAUUACACUGACUGGAACACCACAGCUUACUUUCGCGACAAGGGAAUCCCCGCCAGCUGCUGUAAAGACAAAUGCUCCGAGGAGAGCCUGAAAGACCCCGACAAAGUUGGGGAAAUAGUGUACACGACGGGCUGCUUUGCACUGGUGACCAGUGUGAUGGAAGCCAACCUGGGAAUCAUUGCUGGGAUCUCCUUUGGGAUUGCAUUCUUUCAGCUCAUUGGGAUUUUCCUGGCCUGCUGCUUGUCUCGUUACAUCACCAGCAACCAGUAUGAGAUGGUCUAACAGUCACAGGUUUCUGAUGAAGCUGCUGUUGCAAACUGAUUUUGGAUUUUAAUAUUAUGUGUUAGUUGAUAUCAUUUUAGAGAGGAAAAACUAACGACUUAAUCUUUAUUCAUUCUCAUUAAUGACAAACAAGCUAAAGGGAAGAUGUUGGAGGGAAGAUAAAAAGGAAAUAACCUGUGAUGCUGUCUGACCAAAAAGAAAAGGGACCCCGGGCAUUUCAGAGUUCUGUUACUCCUCUGAUUUAUUUAUGUAUAGCAAUCUCUAUAUAGCUGUCACUUAUUUUUGAGUUUAUUUGUCAACAUUUUUUUUGUCUUGUUCUCUUAUUUUCUUACAGUAGUAAAAUAUGCUGGUAAAAGUUCAACUUCAACACCACGAAUAUAUGUGUAAAACUCCCAGAAGCCUGAAGGCUGUACCAUGAAAUCAAGUCUGAGCGAUAACAAGCCUUACCGGUUAUCUAGUCCAGAUCUGUCCAAAGCCUGCAUUCAUAUGUGCCAAUUUCUGUCAACUUCGUACGACAGUUUUCAGUGUUAGUGUUUUUCUUCUGUGGAUUCAUGUGAAAUAUGUGAAAAAAUAAAGAUGAAAUUGUGUAUCUUUAA